CUUUCCGUCUCUUCGCUUCUUCUUCUUCGAUCAACGACCACAGAGCAUCUUUUUCUUCUCCUCUACACAGUAGAGCGUGGACGACCAUGUGCAGAGAGCAAAUCAGGAGGGAUGAUCUGGAGUCUCUUGGCUAUAUGAUUAUGUAUUUUCUUCAAGGAAGCUCCAUCAAGUUGUGGGCUCUAAGUGGCGAAGUUCUAAGUCACGACUCUUCACCAAGGUGGUUUGUUUGGUACAGUGGAGUACCAGCUUCACAGCAGAACCUUGAAGACACUGAUGAAACUUGUGCAGAUUCAAGAUAUCAUUUUGAUCAUGGAAGUGGUUCUCAGGUUCUUGGUUCCAGGAGACAUGACGGUUGGACACUUCAUUCACAUGCUGCUCCCAUGGACUCUUUGAACAAUACUGCCGUCUCCAAGCCCAGCUUCAAAAGCAGAGGAGAUGAGAGCAUGCUUAAGAUCACUAAGACGAAACCACAAGUAAGAAAAACGUUUUAUUUUUAAGAGCUUAGAUAUGAGGUUAGUUUAAUAGAACUUGAAUUGUUAUUGCUUAGUUUAACAGGUAGUGAUUCUAGUGAACAUGUAUUGCUCAGUCUGAUAGGACUUGAAUUGUUAGCCUUUAUUAAGUUGAAGUUAUGAAUGAUAUUACUUGAUCCGAUCAAGUUGAUCGUUUAGAC
Messenger RNA from Brassica oleracea var. oleracea, 670 nucleotides. RefSeq lists its product as uncharacterized. The transcript is spliced from 5 exons. The record is from RefSeq and is a predicted model, not a curated record. NCBI's taxonomy places the organism in Eukaryota, Viridiplantae, Streptophyta, Magnoliopsida, Brassicales, Brassicaceae. The coding region runs from base 87 to 497 and encodes 136 amino acids.